UAACCGCGAGAACCAGCAGCAGCGGCGGCCAGCAGUGCUGUGUGUGUGUGCGUGUGUGCGCGACGAAAAAGUAUAAAUCGUAACGAGCAGAAGAAAAAAACGUGUGAAAAUUUAAAGAAAGAACGACGCUGUUAUCCUUCGCCUAUCUGUCGUCGUCGUCGUCAUAAUUGUCGUCGUCGUCGUCGUUUUCGUCAUCGUACUCGUCGCAACACAGCAACAAAUUGAAACAAUAGCAGCACGCAGUUCCAUUGCAAUAACGGUACCUAUAACGGAUCAGCACAAGAAACGAGAGCCCACAGGAAAAGAGGAACAGCAGAGCAGAAAUCCAAGAGGCAAAAUGCAGACGCAUAAAAAGUGAAAGGAGGAACAGAGGAAGUCACAAGCAAAAGCAGAGCUAAACUGAGCUUGUUGUGUGUGUGURCGUGAGUGUGAGCAGCGUGCACUAGCGUGAGUGCCUGUGUAUGUUCGUCUUCGUGAGUACAGCAGCUAUCGAGCACACACUCUCACAUUGAACCACCCAUUCUCUCGCUAACGCCUACCUGACUGGCUGUCUGUGUACGCGCGUGUGUGUGUGUGUAUUAGUGUAGCAGUAGCAGCUGAAGAGAGAUUCAUACAUCGACUGUCACACUUACACCCAUUUGCAGUGUGCAAUUGGCAUGGCUGCAAGGAGUGCGAGCAAGCAACAAUAGCAACCACAAUUGGGAUAUGCAGCUAUAAGAGAAGAUUGAUAGUUAAGUAAGCGUAAAGGACUUGAAACCAAAAAUUACAACAACACCAGCAACAGUAACAGACAAAGAAACUUAAGCAACAAAUAUAACACACGUCUAAUUAUUCAUUGAGGAAAUUGCAAGCUACAAGAAACAGACAGAGACAGAGAGAAAAAUUAGAAAGAAGGAAAGUGUGAAAGAGCAAAAGAAAAUCUGCCCGCCCACCUAGUCACGAUUGAGCAAGAAAAGGGAUACCAAUUAAACAAACGGCUAAUUAACAAGUUGCUGGCAUCAUGAGCACACUGCUCGAGGAGCUGAGCCAAUCACUGGCUACGGCGACAAUUGAGGAACAGCAGCAGCAGCAGCAACAACAACAGCAGCAGCAGCAGCAGCAGCGGGUCUCGAUGAGUACGACACUCUGCGAGGAUUCGAACUCAUCAUCGGUGCUGGAAGACAUCGAUGUGAGCAAUACGAGCAGCAGCAGCAGCACCAGCAGUACCAGUAGCAGCAGCAGCAGCAGCAGCGCGAGCAGCAACAGCAGCAGCUGCAGCAAUGGCACUGGAACGGACACGGACACCGGCAAGGGCAGCAGCACCGUGGGCAGCAUUGAUACGACGCGCGUCAGCUCGUCCAGCAUUGGAUCGGCUGCAUCGAUUACAUCAUCGGUAUCAACAACCGCCCCAUCCACGUCCAAUUCAUCGGGCCUCGGUCUGGUGGUCGAUGUGGACAGCAAUAUUGGCAGCAGCCAGGAGCUGAGCCAUGGCUAUGAGUCUAAGAGCGUCACGGAGCUGGAUUCCCUGGAGGAUACGUGCGGCUCCAUGCUCAAAGAUGCCGACAAGAACUGCAUGCUAUGCAGUUCGCGUUUGGUUAUGCCGCGAAUCCUAUCCUGUCUACAUGUAUAUUGCGAGGAUUGCCUGCUUAAUUUGCUACGCAGCAAGGAGGCGGCCGCAGCCAGCUCACCGGCCACAUCCCUAUCGUCGGCGGCCAGCUGCUCGUCGGCCUCGUUCGAUGGCAGUGAGAAUCAGCGAUUGCAUACGGUGCUGGAGUGUCCGGUUUGCAAGCAGCUGACCCAUCUGGGCAACAAGGGCGUCAGGGGGCUGACCAUGGACUACAUUGUGACAAAUACGCUGGAUCUGUCCAAUCUGGAAUCGGAGCAUAUACCGUGCACGUCCUGUAAGAGCAAAGAGGAGGCCAUAUCACGUUGCAAUGACUGCGCCAACUUCUUGUGCAACGGCUGCGACAAUGCGCACAAGUAUAUGCGCUGCUUCGAGAACCACCAGGUGGUGCGCAUCGAGGAUCUGCAGAAGAAUGUGCAGAACGACAAGCUGAUCAUUCACAAGCCAAUCUGCUGCCGUCAGCACAUCAAUGAGAAUCUCAAAUACUAUUGCUUUACGUGCCAGGUGCCCACCUGCAACGAUUGCCUGCUGAGCGAUCAUAAGGGCAACGAUCAUCACUACGAGACCGCUCUGGUUGCCGAGCAAACAGUUCGGGCCGAUCUCGAGCAAACGCUGACGGAGACCAUGAAGAAGGCACAAUAUUGCAACGAUGCUGGCGGCAAUCUGAGCAGCGCUCUAACCGAACUCCAGUCGCAGCACGACAAUGUCCGACAGCAGAUCGACGAUGCGUACAAGGGCUAUAAGCGCACUCUCGAGGUCAUUCGCGAUCAGAUGAUCACCGACCUGAGUCGCCUGCACUCGGAGCGCGAACUGAAGAUCAUGGAUCUGAUGCAGAGCCUUGAGAAUAACAUGGGCCGCCUGCAGCAUGCCUCCCAGUUCGGUCAGCGUGCCAUCGAGAAGGCCAAUGCCAUAGAGUUUCUGUUGCUGAAGCCAGUGAUCAGUGCUCAGUGCGCCAAUCUGAUCGAUCAGACACCCCAGAGCGAUGUCAACUAUCAGCUCCAGUUCGACUGUAUGCCCGAGAAGUUUGAGCGUUUCGCGCGUGAAAUGUUUGGCAAAUUUCGCACGGAAUCAACGAAAAGCCCAAAUACAACUGGAACUGGAAUGCCCGAGGCGACGGCCUCUCCGAUGGCCACGCCCAAGCAGCACACGCCGCCGCCAUCGAACUUGGCGCCCGGCUGCCAUGGCGUUGGCAUGCUGCCGCCUGGAGUGCGCAGCCUGGCCGGAGUUGGCAGCAGUUCCGUCAACAACAGCUCGGUGCAGGGACGGCUGAGCUCGGCAGCUGUCUUUAGUCCCAUAUCGUUGCCAUCGUCGUUGCAGAGCUCCUUCGAUGGCGACACCUCGGUCAUGACCAACUUCUCCAUGAUGAGCACGCUGCCGCCAGAUUCGCCGCCGCAGCUGCAGCAGCAACAGCAGCAGGCGCUGCAACAGGCGCAACAGCAGCAACAGCAGCAGCAGCAGCAGCAGCAAAAGCAACAGCAACAGCAGCAACAGCAACAGGCACUGCAUCAACAGUCACAGACGCUGCCCGUGACCCAGCAAAUAUCGCAGAUGGUGACGCCCCAAGGCAUUGUCCAAGUACCACCACCUUCUGGGCAUGUCAGUAUCAAUGCUGGAGCAAGUAACAGCGCUGUCGGCAUGGGCCUGGGUGCCCUCAAUGGACUGGGCAUGAAUGCUGGCGGACCAACCCCUCCGUUCAGCAUGCUUGAAUACAAUCUAUCACGAUUGGCCAGUCUCACGGAGAGCAUACCGGACGCCAUGAGCGACACGUUGGGCGUGGGCAGCUCUAAUGCGGUGGCUGUUGCUGCCACUUCCGGCGCCGCCGGCGGCGCUGCCUCCCAUCAUCAGCAGCCGGUCAUUCCGCCCUCUGGCGUCACGCCCACCCAACCCAUAACACUGGCCGACAUUCUGUCCGGUGACCAGCGCGCGCUCAACAAUCUGCAAGCUUUGGCUAAACUGGGACUCAACAACAAUGAUGAGCAACACGAUUUGUUGUCGUCGAACGGAAGCUCAACGUGCCUUGAUUAUAUUUUAACAGAUUUCUGCAUGCCAGCAGCCACAUCACCAAAUCUGCAAACACUGAAUCCAAUUGUUGGCGGUGUCGAGGAGAUGAGCCUCAACAAUUUCCAUGCUGUGGCACCGCCCGGCACCACCAGCGUUGUAACUGGCCGCAACAAGGCCACGCCCAUGCAGAUACGCUGCAAAUUUGGAUCGCUCGGCACGGCCAAGGGGCAAUUCAAUUCGCCGCACGGCUUUUGUCUGGGCGUCGAUGAGGAGAUCAUUGUCGCCGAUACGAACAAUCAUCGCAUCGAGGUCUUUGACAAAAUGGGCGCGCUCAAAUUUCAAUUUGGUGUCGCCGGCAAAGAGGAGGGCCAACUCUGGUAUCCCCGCAAGGUGGCUGUCAUGCACAACAAUGGCAAAUUCGUGGUCUGCGAUCGAGGCAACGAACGCUCCCGCAUGCAAAUCUUCUCCAAGUGCGGCCAUUUUAUGCGAAAAAUUGCAAUUAGGUAUAUUGAUAUUGUUGCGGGUCUGGCUGUAACUGCCAAGGGACACAUUGUUGCCGUCGACAGCGUCUCGCCCACCGUUUUCGUCAUUUCCGAGGAGGGCGAAUUGGUGCGUUGGUUCGACUGCAGUGACUAUAUGCGAGAACCAUCCGAUAUUGCCAUACGUGACAAUGAUUUUUACGUUUGCGACUUUAAAGGGCAUUGCGUGGCCGUUUUCCAAGAGGACGGCACCUUCCUUUAUCGCAUUGGCAAUGAGAAGGUCACCUGCUUUCCCAACGGCAUUGACAUAUCCAACGCUGGCGACGUACUCAUCGGUGAUUCACACGGAAAUCGCUUCCAUGUGGCCUGUUACUCACGGGAAGGCGUACUGCAAUCCGAAUUCGAGUGUCCACAUGUCAAGGUUUCACGUUGUUGCGGCCUGAAAAUCACCUCUGAGGGCUAUGUCGUAACACUGGCCAAGAACAAUCAUCAUGUUCUUGUCCUGAACACCCUGUAUGUUCACUGAUUGCAAAUCAAAGCGCGCAACAAUCGUCCAGCUGUCGAUCUGAUCAAAUACAACUAUAAGUACUCGUCAGGCAAAAUUUAUGGAUGUCGUCGACAGCAACAGCAUUGUCAACAUCAUGAAAAUAGAAAACA
Drosophila arizonae is the source of this 4740-nucleotide messenger RNA. RefSeq names its product E3 ubiquitin-protein ligase meiotic P26 (gene mei-P26). Gene Ontology annotation, cellular component: nucleoplasm. Lineage: Eukaryota; Metazoa; Arthropoda; Insecta; Diptera; Drosophilidae. The record is from RefSeq and is a predicted model, not a curated record. Gene Ontology annotation, molecular function: ubiquitin protein ligase activity; protein binding; zinc ion binding.